Strigops habroptila (Kakapo) is the source of this 6062-nucleotide messenger RNA. RefSeq names its product exonuclease 3'-5' domain containing 3 (gene EXD3). The coding region runs from base 6 to 2822 and encodes 938 amino acids. The record is from RefSeq and is a predicted model, not a curated record. NCBI's taxonomy places the organism in Eukaryota, Metazoa, Chordata, Aves, Psittaciformes, Psittacidae. Gene Ontology annotation, molecular function: 3'-5' exonuclease activity; nucleic acid binding. The transcript is spliced from 21 exons. Gene Ontology annotation, biological process: nucleobase-containing compound metabolic process.
UACACAUGAAAGGUUCCGUGGCCGGUCGCGUUUGCCGCACGGAGCGGAGAAGCGGGCGCGACAGGGAAGGUUUUGAGCAGCGGACGCUGGUGUUCCCCUCGCCGCUUCCGGGCCGGUGCCAGAAGCAAGAGCUUGAGCUCCCACCUCUGAGCUGUAGAUCUGAGCUCAGCAUCCUGAUUCGGUGCUGCCUUUGGGGGAGGAUGAAUCAGGACAAUGACUCAAGUGAUCAGACCACUGGCCAGGACCCACUCCUAUUGCUGAAAGCCCUUCAGCUCCUCUGGACAAAGAAAGAGAUGGAGAAGCAGCUCAAGGAAGAAAUCAGGCGGGGCUUCGCAGGACUGCAGGACCCAUUGGCAGGACUCCUGGACAUGCUGGAGGGCAGCGGUGAUUGGAAGGGGAAAGGGCAUUCCCUCGGGUAUUACAUCACCACGGAGCUGCAGCUUUGGAUAAAAGAGCAUCCUGCUGCUCAACAGUCUGGCAUCAAGCUGAAGAAGCUGCAGGCCCGUGUGCUGGGAAUACUAGCCCAGUGCCCAGCUAAUCUUCUUGACCCUUUGAUUAGCAUUUACCAGCUCCAUACAGCAGACCGGAACUAUUUGCUUGGACAUGUCAGUCAUCUUUAUCACAAGGGCGAUUACAAAGAGGCAGCCAUACUGAGUAUUAAGCUAAAAUUGCAGCCAGAUCAAGAUGUGGAGAAGAUGUGUACGCCGCUACUGCUCCAAGAUAAAACUAAUGUGGUGGAAGAUUAUGUGGAAGAAUAUCCUGAGCUCCAGAGCAAGCUCUUGCACAUCCUGGACUCGUGGUGUGAACCCCGUUUUAAUAUCAAAGACAUCACAAGACAGUACCAAGGCCUGUCCAGGUACAAACCAGAGAAAUUUAACCGCAAAAUGCUAAGCAAGCUGGUCUUCAGGCUCCUGGAGCGGUUUAACGUAGAUCCAGCUCUCUGCCCCAAUGUCAUAAAUCAGCGGCACUUGAGAACUCUGAAAUACCUCUUUUACAAGAGGUUUGUUGAGAAAACCAUGACUCAGGAGAACUGGACAGAUCACGUCCAGAGCACAGUUGGAGAGAAUCGAUGGCUCCAAGGGCACCUGAUACAGCUGCUCACCAGUUACUGUGAUCUAAACACAGCAGCAAGAUGGGCCCAACGCUGCAAUUUGCCCAAGGAGAUGCUGCCUUGUAGAGUGGCUGACGAGCUUCAAAAGCUUCAGAUCCAAGAGAGAGUUGAAGAAGCCACAAAAGCAGAUAAUUAUGAAGAGAGUAAGAAGAAGGACUAUUACCAACUUCCCAUUCCACGGGCAAAUAUCCACUUCCUGCAGACAUGGGAAGAGACACUGCAGUGCUGGGAAAAGGUGCUGCAGCCCGCGCAGGUUGUUGGCAUUGACAUGGAGUGGAGGCCUUCAUUCGGCAUGGUUGGGAAGCCUCGUGUCUCCCUCCUUCAGAUCGCUCUGAAGGAUGAGGUGUUCCUGCUUGACCUGCCCCGGCUCCUCCAGCAAGCUGAGGUGGAUGGUGAGAAGGAGAAGCUUCCCAAUUUCAUCCAGAUGCUCUAUUCAGAUGCAUCCAUCACUAAACUAGGUUAUGGGAUGUCUGGAGACCUUAGCAACCUUGCAGCCACAUGGUCUGCUUUGAAAGACACAGAUAAGAAAGCACAAGGCGUGGUGGACCUACUCACAGUAGACAAACAACUGCAGAAGCGCUCCGUUGACUGGAAGAAGGGUGGUCAGGAGGUCGAUGUCCUGUCCCUGGAGCAGAGCUAUGAGGGGAGAGGGAUCAAGCAGCCAGAGAAAGGACUCAGCCUCUUGGUGCAACAUGUGCUGGGGAAACCUCUAGAUAAAACAGAGCAACUUUCUAACUGGGAGAAACGGCCUCUCCGGGAGGAGCAGAUCCUCUAUGCAGCUUCAGAUGCCUACUGUUUGCUGGAGAUCUAUGAGAAACUCUGUAAGGAUCCAGAGAGCUUUGGGCUGAGCUCAGACCUGACAGAGAGUCUGGUGGGAAAGGAGAGCAUAAAACCCAAGGCAAAGAAGCAGCUGAAUAAACAAGAAGCACCGUCACCUUCUGGACAGCAAUGCCAAGGAUCCAGAACGGAGACCCAAUGUGCCCCUGCUCCCAUCUCCCCAAAGGAGUUCAGUGUGGUCUGCGAUAACAUGCUGCAAGGCCUCGGGCGCUAUCUUCGCUGCCUUGGUGUGGAUGUCCGGAUGCUGGAGAAUGACGAUGACCAUAGGAAGGCUGCUGAGAUUGCCCGACAGGAAGGAAGAGUCAUUUUAACCUCUGGACUCCCAUAUCAGACUCUGCAGUCCCAGGUAGCAGAAGGAAGGUGUUUCUCAGUGAACAGCUCAGAAAAGGCAAAAGAACAGGCCCUGCAGGUUCUGAAGCACUUCAACGUUCAAGUAUCCCUUUCGGAUAUCUUCAGCCGCUGCCAGGUGUGCAACUGCGACAAGUACCUGAAGGUCUCGAGGGAGAGGAUGAGGCAGCUGGUGGAGGGCAGCAGUCAGGCGCCGGGGGCCGGUGGCGCAGGCUGCCUGGUGAGCUGUGAGGAGAAGCCCCAUCGGAGCUGUGAUGCUGCCAUGUCCGCCCAUGGCACAGCGCCGCCCGGCUGCCCCGGACACGCCGAGCGGCUGGAGGGGCCGGUGCUGGUGGGGGGCACAGUGCUGCAGGUCGCUGCCAUCCCCCCAGGGGUGCUGGACAAAGCCGAGCUCACCCACUUCUAUUGCUGCACCGGCUGCGGGAAGGUGUUCUGGGAAGGCUCCCAUUUCGGACGUGUUGUCUCCCAGUUUCGGGAUGUUCUUGUCACCAGCAGGGACACGCAGACCAUCUAUGAGCUGAGUUGAGGGGGGACACGGGGGCUCCACAGUGGGAUGGACAUAGAUGUGGGGCCCUGGGUUUGGGGUGCAGGGCUGGAAGUGGAGGGCUCUCGUUUCAGGGUCUGCGCUGGAGGGGACUGUCUCAUUUGCACUGGUGAUUUGGGACAGCUGAAAAUAAGUGGCCUCCAUGAGAUCGUUAAACCAGAGGUGGCCGGAGAAUGAGGCCUUUGCUUUACUUCUGCCUCCCUCCAGCCUGGGCAUGGCAAGAGGGUGGCAGAGCUCUCCAAAAUGCCACCCUGGCAGUGCCAACCCCACGGCACCCAUCAGGCCCCGGCAUCCUUGCUGGGGUGCCAGGAGCUGUGUCCCUGACAGCAGCAAAGGGCAGAGAGCAUCUCCAGUGCCCAGCACACUCCCCAGCCUGUGGGACUUGACUUACGCCGCGACCCAUCCCCAGCACCCACACUGACCCUGGUCCAGCUCUUCCAGAAGCUCUCCCAGCAUUCAUAGCAUCAUAGGCUCAUGUAGGUUGGAGAAGACCUUUAAGCUCAUCAAGUCCAACCGAUCCCCAGCACUGCCAAGGCCACCACUAACCCAUGGCACUGAGGGCCUCGUCUACACGGUGUGUGAACACUUCCAGGAACAGUGACUCCAGCACUGCCCUGGGCAGCCUGUUCCAAUGCCUGAGCACCCUUUGGGGAAGGAGUUGUUCCUAAUCUCCAUCUAAACUCCCCUGGUGCAGCUUGAGGCCGUUUCCUCUUGUCCCAUCCCUUGUUCCUUGGGAGCAGAGACCUCCUGGCUCCACCUUCCUGUCAGGUAGUUGUAGAGAGCAAUAAGGUCCCCCCUGAGCCUUCUCUGUCCUCGAAGGCAAUGGGUGGGCACAGGGGUGGAUGCCCAGGGGGGCUGAGCACUGCUGUGACAUUUACACACAGGCAUUUACACACAGGCAGCGCAGAGACUCGCAUUCCCUCUCGCAGAGCUCCUGGCCGUGCCGUGCCUUCCCCCCAGGAACAUCUCACCCCCCCCUCAGCCCUUGGGCAAAAAACCACUUUUUCCACUUUAGACAUCCCUAUUUCCGUAAGCUCCUGCCCGGGCUUUACUGCAAGUGACCUUAUAAGGUGGCCAUCACCAUGCUGCACCCCAGCAGUCCCUGUUGAAUCCUGGCCAUGGCACGACCCCCUGGUGACACUUCCUAUGGUCACAGUGUGCCGUUUUGUCCUGAUUUCCAUCAGAAGAUGGCAGAGGGCACCUGUGCCCACCCUGUGCCUGUGUAAGGACCCGUUCUGGCAGGGCAGGGAUGCUGAGCCUCCCUGCUUCCCAUCAGGACACAUUGGGGUGUGAGUCUGGCUCUGGCCAGAAGCAACUACAAGGAUCUGUGUUUCCGGGGUGUUUGGAGGGUUAUUUUCCUUCUUUCCCUGCACUUGGCUUGGUGAAGCUUGGAGAGAAAGCCUCCUCCAUGGCUGAGCAUCACCAUCACAGCAGUGUCUGUAGGACCAUGGUCAUGCACCAGUGAGACCCCCCCAGCCCCAGCCGCUGCUCCAGCCAUGCUGCGGGGCAUUGCUUAGUAUUUUGACACUGGCUGCUGCAGAUGGGCCCUAAACCCACUUUUUCACCUUCAUCCCCUCCUUCUCCAUCUCUCACAGUUGGAUAUCACCCUCAGUGGCAUCAUUUUUCCAUUGAUGCUUUCCAUUACUCCUCAGUUGUAGACAAUAUAACCUGAAGAAACUGGUUCAUGUCCUGUGUUUCCAGCCCUGCACUCUCUCUAGGCAUCAAUUUCUUAAUUCCCUCUUUAUCUAAAAUGGGAAUUUCCUCUUCACUUUUACCCCCAGGUCAUUUUAUCAUGUUUCUGGUGCAACAGUUUGAGGCCUGGCAGUGACAGCGGAGGAUGAACUGUGUUCUGCUGCACUGGCAUUGAUACAAGGCUUCCCGCAAGUGUCCAGGCCGGGUGGUGGGAGACCUGCAGAAAGGGGCACAUGGGAUCCCUGCUGAGGGACCCUCAGCACCCUGUUGGGGCGCCCACUGCCCCGUGACCACAGGGUGCUGUGUCUGCCACCCUCAGCCUUGUGCUGUCCUCUGCCUCUGGGGCUUUUCCCAUUGUCCCUGUGUGUCCAGGUGACCUGUUCGCUGCCUGUAAGUGGCAUGUCCUUAUGGUCACACCCCUCUGGUGCUAGCACCCUCGAUGCUCAGAUCCUCCAGUGCAACCUGCCACCUCAUCUAGGAACACUUAUGUGCCUUAUCAUGUCCUUGUGGGCAACCAGAACCCCAGCUCCCCUGGAGCAGCACGUGGGGACCCUGAUGAGCGUCCCAUGAGCAGAGAGAGGACAAGGUCCUGCUUUGCCGCAGCCCCUCUACAAACCCCAGUCUCCACAUGGACUCAUCCGUGUGUCAGCAUCCUGCCGCGCCGGGGCUUGCUCUGGGAAGCAGGAAUGCUGCUGGCCCCUGCGGUGAGAAGUGCUUCAUCGAUGAACCUCUCCAGACCCUGCCUGUGGGAAGCUCCUGACUCACCCCAACAUGAGUCACCCGGGAGCUCAGAGCUGCAGCCCCGCGUGUCCUCAGCACCCCCCAGCACCCCCUGGCACUGCUGGCCUCUGCUCACUAGGUUUGGGACCUGUGGUUUCUCGUCACUGCUGGUGCUUCCAGUGUGGAGGGGCGACUGAGGGGACAAUGGGGCUCACUGACCCUGUCCCUUGCACUGGGGAGGCUCCUGGCCACACAGCUGCAGGAAAGAGCCCUUCCCUGUGAUCCCUGUGGACAGCAGGGUCCCCUCCCGGCCACCUCUAGCACUUUAUCUCGCUGCCACCUCUGUCAGUCUGUGGGAAGCUCUUGUGCCCACCGCCUGGGCUGCUGGCACUUGUGCUGGGGCAGGCUCACCACACUGGGACCUGCUGUAGGAGAACAUCAACCAUGGACAGACAUCAGCAGGUCGUGUGGACAUGUGGGCAUGGAACAAAACAUCUCCCAAAGGGUCUCAUCCAGCUCCUGGGGAUGGGGGCAGCAGAUGAAACCCAGCACAGCACCUCUCUCUUUCUGCUGGCCACAGGCAGGAUCUGUGCAGCAAGGUCAUGUCCAGUCAUAGACACACUGAACAUCAAACUCCACAUGGGACUCACCUUGCGGAGCAUCCAGGAAGUAAUAAACUGUCCAAUUUUGAAUGGUGGAUACAUAUCAAAGGGAAUCAAACCAGGUUUCUAAUCAAUCUGCAAUAUUGUUUCCCUAUCUGGCUACUUAAAAAAAAAUAUAUUAAAAAUCCCACUGUCUGUGCCAUGCAAA